Molecule: messenger RNA, 8910 nt
Organism: Aplysia californica (California sea hare)
Lineage: Eukaryota; Metazoa; Mollusca; Gastropoda; Aplysiida; Aplysiidae
Source: RefSeq, a predicted model, not a curated record
UACAUGUUUUACAAAAGACCGUGGCUGGUUCACGGUCUUUGUUAUUACUGUUCACGGCCCUUUUUAUGACAAAAUCUCAGUUCAAAUCAAGUCUUCUAACUGUCUUAUACAGCCUGCAGUCAGUGAAGACAGCGGCCUGUUUAUGGGUUGGGACAAAAAGAACCAAUUCCUACACUCACUAACCUUUAGAGAAUCGUAGUAUAAUUUUAGCUUUUUUUCGAGAUUUUUAUGCGUAUUUUGAUAAAUAUAACUGGAUACAUCAGUACGGCUAACAAAAGCGAAUCUAGAUCUAGCUUGUAGAUUCGAAGAUCGUUUUGUUUACUGCAGGUUUUGAUACUGCAAUAAUUGUAUCACGUAAUACCAUAUCGUUUGAAUUACGUUCAUAGUGAAGCUGUACCUUUCGCGACUUCUCCCUUCUGGCCAUAAAAUCAACACGAAGAAUUAUACAUGAUCUGGGCAUGGACGUGCAUACGGUUAUCAAACAUCUUCUCUGCCUUAUACUUGUAAAUGUAUGGACGAUACCGUCCCAUGUCUACAAAAGCCAUCAAUACGUUCGUCCUCGGCCUAGAAGAAUUUUCCAGAGAUUGCCCAUGCCGAGCGAGGUGUUCAUGGACAACAGACACCUACGACAAGGGCACGGCCCGCCCACCACAGGGACUCGGGAUCACAGACCGCGGGAGCGCGUGCGUCCUAAAAAAAUCAGAAGACCUCAGCAGAUGGAAGAGCUGGCUCCUCGUAGAGGUUCCUUCCAGGAAUACCAGUUGCAGCGUGAAAAGGCAAGACGACAGAACACGUUGGCCGCCAUUUUGGCAGAACGAGAACUGAGCAGUAUCAUGGAAGACAAGGACCCAGAAGGGAUAGAGAAGGAAGACAGAGAAGCAGUGCAGGAGGAGGAUGAAGAAGAGAAAGCCGAGGAGGAGGAGGAGGAGGAGGAGGAAAAGGAAGAGAAGGGAACUGUUUGGAAAACGAAAGAAAAUAAAGAAAAAAAUGCUGCAACCAAGACAUCGAGGGGCGGAGCGACAGACGACGAGAGAGAGGAUUGGCUAAGAUGGAAACAUUCUCAAAGCGAUCACCAUAGGGUCUUUUCCGAAUAUCCAAUUAGCCUCAAGGAAGGGGUCAUAGGCGGUGGCCCUGGAGGCAGAGAGACCGACGUUAGCCUUGAGUACGAGGAGGAGAUUGUGAAGGAUAAAGGUGGAGUCGGCCCCGAGCGAGGGUUCUUUCAGGGGAACAGUCCCAAAGGCGCAAAGACUGAAGUGGGCAACCCACCCUACAAUGUCAUCGCUGCCGUAGUCUCCUUCAUUUGGAUAGUCAACAUCAUCUUCCUCUCGUGGCUGUUCUGCGGACGAGACAACGUCAUGAAGAUUCCACCUGAGAUUGAGGACCGAAUUCUUCUUUCGGGCCCCAAGCACACAAAAACCGAGCAGAGACAGCCUGGAACGGAUUUUUGCGGUGACUGCGAAGACUUGGCUCUUAAAGUCGACAAAAAAGUGGAAGCAAAUGCGUCUGUAACGAGAAACAGACACGAAGGUGUUGGAAUCUGUCAAAGGGCAACUCGUGGCUUUCCUUUCAGCGGUCUACGAGACUCGCAUCGCCGUUCAGAUCGCCACACUCUGAAAACUACCGCACGGCAGUCGCCCAUCAGUGCAAGGAAUAGCCAGUCGAGCCGCCUCUUCACCAAAUCGUCCCUAAGAGAAGAGAAGAAAGGCUUGUCCAUUUCGCAACGCUUGCAUUAUGGCGGAACAGGGACACGUCUGUCCAGUCAGUCAUGGUACCAGCCCCGCGAUCCGUACCCGGAACUCAAGUUUUCGACUUGCCCAGAGCGUCAACAUGUGAGAACCCCCCAGCUUCAACAACCCGUUCUGGCCUCUCCUGUGACUCAUGUCGCUCCUGUAACUUCUGGAAAAGAACCAUUGGUCAAUCAAGAGGAAGAGGAAUGUACAUUCCAGAAGAAACGUAUUAUCCUGUCAGGAGAAUCAUCGAAAGAAGAAGAGCAAGUAAAGAAAGAAAGAGACGAUGCUGUCCAGAAGGAGGUGAAGAAGCUACAGAGGGAAGUGUCUGAGAUGAAACAGGACGUGGAGGAGUUUAAACAGGAUAAACAAAAGAAAGAGAGCCCUUCCCAUGUACCCAUAGCGGGAGACGUGCCCAUGGAAGGGCAGGCCGCUGUAUCAGAAGCAAAAAGCCUGCCGAACCACAAUUUGUCACAGCAAAUGUCACCACACGCCGGUUCGAUACUUCGACAUCGCAAGCCCAACAAGAAUAAACAUUGUUCACAACACGACGUAAAAGAGAAACACGAUGUAAAAGAGACGACCAGGUUGACCCCCACCGUUGACUGGCAUGUGUACGACAUAAGAAGCUUUGCUACAAUACCAGAGAGGGUUCUGGAGGUCAUGACCUGCCCACGAAGCGAUGACUGUGGCCAUGACCAUUCACGCUACAGAGUGGUGGGAUGCAAAAUCUACGUCAGCCCGGAAUUUGCGGUGGAGGAUCCGAACAAUAAAGACGGCUGCGCUCAGGUUACUGAACUAAAUAAUGAAAUACUAAAAGAUAUUCAGGGCAAGACAUCUGAGGUUAAAACCUCCGAGAAUUGCGUUCUAAAUAAGAACAAACCUUCGUCCAUGCAAGACACAAGUUCAAAAGGCUCCAAAGCUUCACAAAGUGUGAAACACUUUCCAAAAAGGAAGCCAAAACAGCCUGCCACAGGUGCAUCUCUCUUGACUUUUGAAAAACAAACUACUUCUUCUGAGAACCUGCCCGAUGGGUGUGUAAACUUCACGAAGUCAUUGUCUUCCAUUGAAGAAAAGAUAUGGGAUGAUAAGAAGAACCAAGCUUCGUUAAGAAAGAGACACUACACGAAUAAAGCUAUGAAUACAGAUCAAAACAAAGUAUAUUCCUCUCAAAUGCCUGCUGAUCUCCGAAUCACCAAAUCUCAAAAAAAGGAAAUGCAUGAAAUGUGGACUCAAAUGUCCCUUUCUAGUGUUGCAAAAGACGAGACGGCGCCGAAUGUAUUAGACACGUCAACACAAGUCAGCUUGUUCCAAGAGAAAAAGCCACUCACCAUUAUAGCACAAGGAAAACACAACAGCCCACCAUGUCCUGCAACUGAAAGGAAACGAGAGCGAAAGGAAGCAGCCUCUAAACACUGCGAGUACGACAUGAAGAUUCGCGCAGAGAGGGACGGGACUCAGGCAGCAGACAAAAACAAAGCAAGUGUGAUACACUCGGAAGUUCACAUUUCCACCUCCCAUCAUAUAUCAUCUCCAUCUUUUAACGCUAUCUCUCAAUUCACCAAACGCUACACACACACGUACCCUGUGGUCAGCCAGAAUCACCGCCCCGUGCUGUCACCAGGCGGUAUGAGUGGAGAGCCCGUGAACAAAAUAGAGAUGACCCCAUUGCACGUUAGUCCCGUAGUUCAGAAAGAGCAGAAGAUGCCACCACCGCCGACAGGGUAUCACAUCAGAAAUGACUUUAGCACUUCAGAAACAACCAUGGAGGUACUGAAGAUAAAGCAAAAGAAAGACAAGAAGAAUCCAUUUCGGGAGGACAGUCCAGUCAAAAGUCCCCCGAGAAAGAAAAACCGGCAGAAAAAAGGCCUGGAGGAAGAGAGAGGAAUCUCUCGAAGCCAGUUGUAUGCUAUGUCGGCGCGCAAACCCUCUGCAUCUAGUGGGAAAAGUCCUCCGGUUGGUUCUCAAAGCACAAUCCUGUCAACGGAAAAAGAAAAGGAGGGUAGGGCGAACAGGGAAAGAACAAACAAAUUCCUGAUUAUAGGUAAACUGAAUUAUUUGAGAUCCGGAGGUAGCGAUCGUAGAGAAACUAUGGUUCCAAGACAUGUUCCAUUCCUGAAAUAUGCUGACGACAAAGCUGACAAAUCAAACGUGAAUCAGGAUAUCCGAUGUGUGCCCUCAGGAAGAUCUAGGAAACAUUGCCAUACCUUUAGGUUGUGCAAUACUAGCCGCUCAGCUCACGAACAAGCAAAGAAACUAAGGCGACGGUCAAAGUACGAGAAGAAAGCAGCAAGUCCUAAAAAGACUUCCCGCUACUUCCCCCUAUCCAAAAACUCCAUCUUAUACUAUUACAAGCCACUGUCUCCAAACGUUAAGAGUAACAAGACCCCUCGUCAUUCCCAACGCAGACACCACAGUUCUUCAGCACAGACAAGACACGGAAACAAAAACCUAAAUCACAAUGCAUUCACUGCUUACGGUAAAGCCAGAGGUUACACACCAUCUUGGCGCUUUUCUAAACUCCCACUCCAUGCCAUUAUCAGUUGUAACAAAAUCUCGCCAAUCUGCGGUCUGAAUACGAACACAAAUGCUGGAGGGUCUGAGGAGGCAACAGCUGAAAUUGAUGCUGUUCCACAGGUAGAAGUAAAUAAACCAGUGGAAAAUGCUGUAUGUCUGGAGGAAUGUGAACAGUUGGCUUCCGCGGCAAAGACUGUAGAAGAUGAGUCUGAUGUUGUCGUUUUCACAUUUCACGAGUCUGCAGAUUUAGAGCCACAAGACCCUGCCCACUCUAGUUCCCCUACUCUUGGUGCAAAGACAUUGGUGGUAGAAGGCAGGCAAACAACCCUAGAGGAAAACAAACAGGACACAGUAGAGGGCAGUGCAGCCAGCACUGAGUUACCUCUUAUCAAAGAUGAAAGCAUCGAAAGUGGAUUGUCUGAAGAAACAGAACAAAAGUCCAAGAAAGACGCAAUACAGAAACAGUUUGUAAAAAACAAAAAGAAGACAAAGACGUCCGAAACAUUAUUUAUUAAAUUUGAGAGCAGUGUAUCCAAAAAGUUUACAACGACCACUGUAAUCAAAGACGCCAGAAAGACCUCAUCGGGCCACAACCCCCCCGGGGCCACUCAGUCCAAGUCAGACCACAGACAACAAAGCUAUCAGUCAGAGUCAAAGACUGGCAUGAACAAUCUAGACAAAAGUCAAGCCGCAGUUCCUGCCAACGCGUCCCCUCUUCGGCACUCUAAAAUUCUGAAGUUUCCAGACGGGCCACUGAACAUUGCAGAUGUAACAGAUAAGCCUGUUCUGGUUGGUGAAGUGCCGGAGAUGCACAAAACGGAAACUGAGCCAGACCUCAUUCCAUUAAAUGACCUCUGUAACAGUGGUAAACAGGACCUCCAGACAGAACCCCCGGCGGGAGGAAAAAAUUUACCUGCAGUAAAGCGUAUCGUGAGAAGCGUGCAACUCGAAACCAAACCAAUACCUAGUCCAGUCGGUCGUUCAAACACAGACAGCCGAAAUGAGCCUGAAGCUAAUGCUACGACUAAAUUUGUGAAAGACGAACAGUCUAAACCUGCAUCUCUGACAUCCUCUGGUCAAACUAGAGGGAAAUCUGGUUCGUCAGGGCAAAACAUAUUUGUGCCCAACUCCGACACAUACGAUCUACCAAAACAGGUGAGUAUUCCCAGUGAAACAAUGAGAGGAGAUACGCCUGAAGAUGAAAUGAAGUGGGAAAAUAAUCAGGGAGAGAAACAAGAGGAGAAGAGCCAGAUAGAAAGUACAUCGAAAAAAAUUAGACCAGUUAAAUCAGAUGCUAAAAACUCUGGUGGUCAACACCGAGGGUCGAAAAAAGAGAAAACAAAAGGUCAUAAAAAAUCUGGAAAGAAAAGAGCCCAGAUUCCCAGUACUGGGGUGAGGUGCAGGUUGCGUUUUGCUAAAACUAAGGACAAGAAAGCUUUCAGUGACACGGAGGAGUCCGGUGCAGUUCAAAGUGACACGAAGAAGACAAAGAGCAUGAAACACGCAGAGAAAGAAAAGAAAAAAAAAGGGAUAAUCAGAAUCCCGUCGGCAAGUUAUGAUGGGUCUCGGGUCGCCAGUCAGACAACAGUAAAAAAGACUACGUCUUUGUCCUUGGACAGAAAAACGCCAAGAAGCAGAUCAGGGAGUCCAGCUAAUUAUCCACUCCUAAGCAGGUCUGCGAGUACGUCUCUAUCUCCUCAAAGGAAGGACUUCCGCAGCCUUAGCGGUGCGCUAGUAGAGAAACAUGGUGAAAAAGACAGGCCCUGUUUAGCUGAUGAAUGUGAAAGUAAAGCAUAUAAACAAGACUUUAGAAGACGUGCUAGUUCAGAAGAUAGUUCUGCCAAGCCAGAAUGGAAACGUGAGUGGAAGGUUCACCACCAGGACGAAGAGCGUGCUCCUUCCCCAUGCCGAAAGCCAAGUCGAGAGAGCAGAGACCGCCAGCUGAGCCCGGACAAGAACUUGGAUGAGGGAGAAGCUGCUCUCAGAUCUGCCCACUCUUCACCCGCAUGUGCAGAAGCAGAGGAUCUAGCAGCAACUGUUGCCGCCCAAGCUCUUUCAAACGCUAACAGUAAAAAGCAAAAGAAAAGUAAUUCCGAUCUUAAAGAGGCAGAACUUGGCUGGAACAGUUCACCUAUCUCAGAUUGUCAAGAAAAGACAUCUGUGCGAGCAAAGCCUAGGCCGCCCAAGAAAAAGCUGAAGUACAAGCUAGUCAAAGCGAAACCGAAGCAGCCACAAUCCGAUUUAAAGAUCCCCUUAGAUCUCGAAAUGCCGUCUCCUCAACGCGACGUUUCUCCGUCUCUCAACAUGAGAGAAGCUGGUGAUAACGCGGAAAAAGCAAACAAAGAUAUGAAAAAAUCCGAAUUCACAGAGGCUGAAAAAAUAUUGCCUACGGAAGGAAGGGUGGUGCAGUUUUCGGACAGUGUCGAAACAUUUGGAGCCAGUUCCACAGACGGUGCUGUAGGUGGACAAGAUUUUGAUGGAAGCCUCCAGAGAGACGAGGAGUCUUUUGUUUUUCCCAUCAACUCACCACAAAAUCCGAACUCCCAGAUGCAGGCUCAGGAUGCUUUCUGUAGUGACGUUGACGUUUCGGACGUCCAAAAAGUCACAGAACGGACCAAACCACCUCAAGUACAACCCCAUCCUCUUCCUAAAAGAAAGAUUCCCGUGUGGGUUCGGAAUAAGAAUAAAACAACUCAAAAGGAGGGAACAAAAAUCAAGCGGAAACAGUCUCCCAUUAGCGGGAAGGAUCCAAAGCUUUCUUUCCACACGCGCUCCCAUUUGGCUGGCACUACCCUUAGAUAUCACCUGUCCCCGAAAACUCCACCUCAGCAAGACAACACAUCUGUGGUUUACAACACGAAGGUGAACAGUGCUUUCGAGCUGAAGCCACUUGAUAAGUCCACAAGGAAGAUUAUCUCUGAGAUCGGUUCUCCAGUUGACAUCAAAGAGAUCAUCGAGGGCAGUUCAGUUGACGCCCCAGAACACCAGGGAAAGCGCCGCUCAUUUUCUGGAAUCUUGGCCACCAAAUCUGCCCCGCACGUGGGAAUCAAGAAGGCAAAGCAACUGGAUUCGAAGGAUUACGUUGAACCUUUUGCAGGGAGGCGUCCGAAGAGCGCGUUUGACAAAGCUGGUUUUGCGAGCAAGCGCCUAGCUCUGAAGAAACCUGAUGGGUCGACAGAAGCUGGUGCGGUGCGGCUACCUUCAGCUGGAGAGACUACUGACGGAAACACAAGGGUGUUGACACGAAGAGAGGGAAGUCCCAAGGCACAGAGGAGCCCUCGACUCUCCCACUCCACAGAUUUGGACCAGGCUGCCGGAAUAAAGAUCAAACCAGUGACCUUCUCAAAGAGCGUUCCUCACUGGAGCAGACCCCCUCGCCGGGAUUUCAAAGGGACCAAAAAGCCCAAAAGUGCGUCUAGCUUGGGUAGCGCGGGUGUGGACGGUCUCUCACUCUCAGCUGACCAGGCCAGCCGCGAGGCGAACACAGACGGACUCCAAUGCAGUGACAGGAUGGACUUUAAUGUACUGAACUUGAGUUUGUCGUGGGUAGUACAAGGAGUGCUGAACAAACUAUCUUCCCUCAACUUUUCACGGCUUCGUCGUCCCCAAGAUGGAGUGAAUGCGGCUGGCGACUCCACCCCGGCACAGGCAGGCGUGCCCACAGAGAUAAACUGACCUCUUACUUAGGAUUGGAAGCUAGGUGUUCACCGAUAUCUCUAAUUUAUUCUAGGCAAGGAAACAAGAAGAGAGUAAGGAGAUAAACUGCACAUAUUAUUCUGCGAGGACACAAGUCAGUCAAAUUGUCGAGUAUAGACGCAAAACCACGACAUUGUAUGCUUCUCUGCUUGACAGGGUGGAGAAUAAUAAACUUUUGGGGAUUUUACUCUGUGAAUGUAUAGGGUCUGGGAUGCCAUAUAUGACAACGCGUUUCGGAAGAAUCGUGAACUUAUCGUGUUCCUCGCAAAGCUAGUAGUCAACCCAAAUCUGAACGGAUCCAUUCUCGAUUACUAAUCUUGCAACACAAGAUUAUGAAGUUUAUGAAGGUUUAGGUACAACUUCUCAGAUUAUGAAUGGUCCUAACUUCACCCAAAUCGCAGUGAGGAGGUUGUUACAUUACAGUAUUCUUUUACUGUUUUGGGAGAUAUCUUGAGCAAAGAAAAGAAAGGACUGUUCUCUAAUUAGGGGGUUGGGGUCACAUGUUAUAGACAUAUGUCACAUCUCUUGUAAUCUUUUUAUAAAUGGAGAUGUAAAGCAAGGACUUAUAUAAACUAUUGUUUCAGAUAUAAUAUACAAACUUGAUUUUUUUUCAAAAGAAAUAUUACAUAUAAUAUGGAAUCUAAACCUGUGUUGCGUAAUUUCCUCUAGUCAUAACAUGCUCCAUCCUUUGUGUUCGUUGGUGUCUCAGUAAGAUUAGUUGCGAACGUAAAGCGCAGUACCUUUUGAUAAUAAAGUUAGACACAGCAUGACUACUCUAAACACCAAGAAAACUAGAUCUUCCUGCUGUCCUCUCUUGGUGUGUUGAACCCAGUAGACGAAAGGGGUCAAAUAUAUUUCUUAUAGAUUUACAGAUCGGAAUUUGGUACAUUUCGCAGACAACUGUCUCAACAUCUGGGUAUGUUAUUCUUGUUCGUCAACUGCUCCCGAUAAUAAACCUGUGCACCUGCCA